AUGACAAAACUAGCGCCACGGGUUACUGUUUCAAAAUGCUCUGUUAAAUCUGCAUUUUGCCAUAUCCCUUUUCUGAUACUAUCCUUGUGUAUACUGCCAUUGCUACAACUCACGAACGCUUCGUUGUCGAGUUGCCGAUGUGUGCACUUCAAUUCCAGUGGUGUCUUUCACUCGCCAAAUUUUCCAAACUCACCCGUGCCCUCCUUGUCGGCAUUAUCAGGAUCACAGCUGCCACAUUAUUCACACCCUUGCCUACUGUACAAAUUUGUAGCUCCUGAUGGAUACAUUGUUGAAGUGACAUUCAAUUAUUUUCAACUAUCGCCACGAACUGAUAGGUUAUACGAUGCGACAACAGAUGGUCUGAUCAACGAAAAAACCGUCUACAAUGACGAAUUUUGUGCUAAGGAGAUACAAACGGGGCAAACAUUCUACUCAUAUACGAAAUAUCUGAUAUUCCUCCUGAAAUUGUCUAGUUCAUCAAAAGGCUUUCACGGUACCUACAAUCUUAUUCCGAGAGCAUAUUUUCUCUCGAACGCCACUGAAGUACAACCAUGUCGUUUCCGCGUAGAUACUUUAAACGGAAGUAUAUUUUCACCAAAUUAUCCAUAUUUUUAUCCAAGCAAUUCGAACUGUACUUAUUAUUUCGCGCCACGCCGUGGCUACGCCCUGCAGAUUUCACUUCUGUAUUUGCAUCUAAGGCGCUCCGCCUGCCAUCAGGAUUAUAUCGAUAUUUUUCAGAUGCGUCCUAAAGUAAGUUCCUUUCAUGAAAAGCUGUACUUUUUGCAAGUAACUCUUCAAAUGAUCUUUCACGUGCUUGCAUUCUCCAGCCCCAGACUGCUGCGCAUAUACAUUUCGUGGCUAAAAUAAAU
Molecule: messenger RNA, 869 nt
Organism: Gongylonema pulchrum
Lineage: Eukaryota; Metazoa; Nematoda; Chromadorea; Rhabditida; Gongylonematidae
Source: the annotation of a GenBank genome assembly